GCAAGCCCGGAUGCAGAGGCACGUGAUUCGCGACUAUGGCGAAAACUUAUGAUUACUUGUUCAAGCUGCUUCUCAUCGGAGACAGCGCCGUUGGAAAAACUUGCAUUCUCUUCCGUUUCUCCGAAGACGCCUUCAACUCGACCUUCAUCUCAACGAUCGGGAUCGACUUUAAGAUACGCACGGUGGAGUUAGAAGGAAAGAAGAUCAAGCUGCAGAUAUGGGACACUGCAGGUCAGGAACGAUUCCGAACCAUCACAACUGCAUACUACCGAGGAGCAAUGGGAAUCAUGCUCGUUUACGACAUCACAAGUGUAAAGUCAUUUGAGAAUAUCAAGAAUUGGAUUAGAAAUGUUGAAGAGCAUGCAGCAGCAGACGUCGAGAGGAUGAUAUUGGGGAACAAAUGUGACGUGACGGAAGGACGAAAAGUCAGUAAAGAGAAAGGAGAAACGCUGGCAGCAGAGCACGGCAUCAAAUUCAUGGAAACGAGCGCCAAAACAGGCCAAGGAGUCGAAGAAGCCUUCCUCAUUCUAGCUAGAGACAUCAAAGCAAAAAUGGACCAAAAAUCGGAUCCGUUGAAGUCUGGUGGUGGUAGUUCGGGUGGACUGACGGUGGCGGCACAGAAGCCGACUGACAAACCUCGACGGUCGUUCUGCACUUUGAUAUAAACGAAUUGGACUGUGGGUCGUAUAAUAGCAGAGCACUGAGACGAGUGAUGGUGUAGAGAGGGGCCGCUCUGAUAGUUUUAGUGACAGACAUUGCGAUUUCGCUUCGUUUUUGUAUACAAUAGCUGCGGGUAUAUUGGGUAUUGUGUUUGGCACCUUGUGUUGUUGUAAACUAUGGGAGACGCAAAAACAAGGAAAGUGAUCGUUGUG
Messenger RNA from Corticium candelabrum, 872 nucleotides. Its product is annotated as ras-related protein Rab-8A-like. Gene Ontology annotation, cellular component: plasma membrane; trans-Golgi network transport vesicle; endosome. The transcript is spliced from 7 exons. Gene Ontology annotation, biological process: Golgi vesicle fusion to target membrane; regulation of exocytosis; protein secretion. Gene Ontology annotation, molecular function: GTP binding; GTPase activity. Lineage: Eukaryota; Metazoa; Porifera; Homoscleromorpha; Homosclerophorida; Plakinidae. Bases 36 to 665 code for a protein of 209 amino acids. The record is from RefSeq and is a predicted model, not a curated record.